UUACUCGCGUUACUGUAAUUGGGUAGCUUUUUUGUGUACUUCUACUUUUUGAAGUAAUUUUUAAAAUCUGUCAUUUUACUUAAGUAUUUUGUUUGAAGUAUUGUACUUCGCUACAUUUUAAAACGCAUUAAUUACUGAGUUAAAAAAAAAAAAAAAAUCGCUACCUGGAAACUACUGCAGUAAAUAAUGGGCAGGAGAACAAACUGGCGCUAAAAUUAGAAGAAAGAUGCAGACGGACGAGACGGGCGUUAAUGUUGCAAACCCAGCUGAAAACCAAACCCCGUCAUAUUCGGCUGAAGUUGAACUCGAAGGAAGUGAAGUGAACCCCUGGCCAUGUUUAUGCUCUAUUAAGCUGUGUUUGCCUAGGGAGACCAAACUAGCAGUUUAUAAAAUCUCGACAUCAACCCUUCGCGAGCAUGUAGAGGAAAACUGUACAAGUGAAGAGAUCCUUCCGUCCUUAAAGUAUGUCCGUCCUGGCAAUGGCUUUGAACCUAAAUUCCAGCUCUUGGAGAAGGUCGACGUGAACGGGAAAGCCGCCCAUCCUCUCUUCGUCUUCCUCAAGGAGAAACUUCCAUUCCCGAGCGAUGAGCCAAUGCCCUUCAUGAGCGACCCCAAAUUUAUUGUGUGGAGUCCCGUGUGCAGAAACGACAUCGCUUGGAAUUUCGAGAAGUUUCUCAUUGGAUCUGAUGGAGUGCCAUUCAAACGCUACAGCAGGAGAUACCUGACCAGCAACAUCGAGGGAGACAUCAAGAAACUUCUCAGCAUAGCCAACUAAAAUGGUUUUGUGGUCAAAAGGGUGUCAAAAUAAAUCAAUAACCCAGCUUCUGCAUUACAUACCUUGACCCAUAUGGGUUUCCAAUGGGCGUUCAUGACAGGUUGUGCUCUCAUGUGCAUGAUGUUGCUGUGUUUGGACUUUUACUUCAUGAAGGUGCUCCUGUAAACAUGCUUUGUCUGUGGGGAGCAUCUGAUGCCGUGCAAAAGUCCUAACUGAACAGUUUCAUUUAGCUCUUGUAUGACACAACAUGCAACUUGGACCAAUAAAUGUGUUUUCUACUCAA
Onychostoma macrolepis is the source of this 1058-nucleotide messenger RNA. It is a transcript of the gene gpx1b, whose product is annotated as glutathione peroxidase 1b. Gene Ontology annotation, molecular function: glutathione peroxidase activity. The coding region runs from base 227 to 775 and encodes 182 amino acids. Gene Ontology annotation, cellular component: mitochondrion; cytosol. Gene Ontology annotation, biological process: response to selenium ion; response to hydrogen peroxide; glutathione metabolic process. The record is from RefSeq and is a predicted model, not a curated record. Lineage: Eukaryota; Metazoa; Chordata; Actinopteri; Cypriniformes; Cyprinidae. The transcript has 2 exons.